This is a messenger RNA of Culex pipiens pallens (northern house mosquito), 3131 nucleotides long. RefSeq names its product mutS protein homolog 5-like. The transcript is spliced from 3 exons. The record is from RefSeq and is a predicted model, not a curated record. Gene Ontology annotation, cellular component: nucleus. The coding region runs from base 492 to 2789 and encodes 765 amino acids. Gene Ontology annotation, molecular function: mismatched DNA binding; ATP binding; ATP-dependent DNA damage sensor activity. NCBI's taxonomy places the organism in Eukaryota, Metazoa, Arthropoda, Insecta, Diptera, Culicidae. Gene Ontology annotation, biological process: mismatch repair; chiasma assembly.
GCGAUCGUCAUAUUAUUCUCGCCGAGUACAUGAUAGUGUGACGUGAUGUAAACAAAACAAAAAAAGGGUAGCCCUUGCUAGUAACGGUUAGUGGAUAGUCGGUGUUUUACUCUGUAAACUCAGCAAAAUUAGUUAUAGCGGUGAGAAAGGGAACACCGAGUUGUGUCGCGUGACAUUUUAAAGUUACUAGUUGCACAUUUUGCAUUUUUUUUCCCGGGGAAUUUUAUGAAAUCUUAGCUGGCGGUGUGUGCAGGCUGGUCGUAGAGAUUGUUUACAUUCCAUGCAUGACGCGUUGUGUUCUGGGAAGAGGUGUUUAACGAUUUAAUAUUUUAGUGCGAUUUAGUGUCACGGCAAAAAACACGUGCUAGUAAAGUGGUUCGCGAUAAAUGUCCUCGUUUGUAAUGUAGUGUAUGACGUAACCGUUUAAAUGGACGGCUUAAGAUCGUUAUUGCUGGUUGUUGUGUAAGCUUCACUACCCCCCAGAGAACACUAUGACAGAUGCAGAGCUGAACGAUUCAGCUCACGCGAGCAAAAUUCUUUCCCUUUGCUGGAGUUCCGGAACAUUGGCCGCGUCGUAUUACGACAUUGACCAGUUGGAAUUGUACGCAAUCCUGCAGGCCACGGAACCGAGACCGCAGUAUCCGCUGGCUAGAAACUUGAUCCGUCAAUACACUCCUCUGUUCUAUCUGCUAUCUGGGUCCAAACACUUUCAUGAUGACAUUCCAGAGCUGCUGGAUCUUCCAGAAGGGACGGUUUUGCAGCGACUUGGCACGGGGAAGAUCGAAACCCACGAGCAUGCUCGUACCUGCGAGUUUAGCUCGAGGGCAAUCAAGAACAGUAUGACGAAAAUUCUUUCCAUGAACCUUCCCGGCAUGCCAACUCAAGCAUCCGAAUCAGAACGGCGCAUCUUCUUGGCCAGUGUGCUCCCCGUUGAGCAGGAACUGUUGAUCCAUGCCGUUGGUAGCUUGUUGAAGCUUCUGGAGCAGAUCAUUCCGGCAGAUGAUGGUCCGCUUGUGACACGAAUCAAUGUCCUAACUCCAGACACUCAGCUGAUAAUCGACGAACUGACCUAUCAGUCUUUGCAAAUCUUCAACUCACGGCUGCAUCCAUCUGGGUUCAAACAGAAAGUGGAAUCCAGCUCGUGCUCGUUAAUAAAGCUGUUCAAUCGGUGUUCAUCAAACAUUGGCAAGCUUGAACUGAGGACGAUAAUGCAGCAGCCGGUGCGCGACCUAGCCGAGCUGGAACUGCGGUUGAACACCGUACAGUGGUCCGUUGCUGGACGGAACUCCCGAUCUGCCGAAGAGAUGCGAAAUGUGAUUGGGAACUUGACGAAGGUGCAACCGGUGUAUCGAAAGAUCGCGAAGCAGUCAACCAAGAAUAGCGACUGGAAGUCCUUGAAGAAGAACGUCUACUAUCUUUAUAUGCUCUGUAAAUUGUGCCUGGCUGUUGGGGAACCGGAGCUACGGGGAACCGUAAUCAAUAUAUUGGCUGAAUUUGUUUCGGAAGAGGAAAACGCCCUGAAGCAGCUUCUGUUCACCUUGGAUGAAGUUGUCGACUUGGACCGAGGGACUCAAAACAACAAAUUCACCGUGAAGCGAGGGAUUGAUCGUGAACUGGAUCGUAUACGGACGAGCUUUGACGAAACACGAGGGCUGCUGAUGGAAACGUCCCGUGUUGACUUUGAGAAUCUACCGGUGGACAUGAGCGAUGUGUACGUGACGUUCCUGCCGAGUUACGGGUACGUGUUCAGUAGCAGCAGAUGUGAAGAGUUGCGUGAUCCAGCGGUUUUCGAGCAGUCAGCGAUGAACUUGGUGUUUCAAUCCGAAGGCAGUGUGUACUUCCAGAACGAUAUGUGCAAGGAGCUGAAUACCGAGUUUGGAAAUCUGCUGGUGACUAUGAACGAUCGUGAAAAUACCGUUCUAAUGAAACUCGUGUCUUUCGUCGAUCAGGCCAUUCCCCAUGUUUUAGCCAUUUUCAAACAUGUCGGCAAGCUUGACGUUCUGCUCGCGUUUGCAUCCGUUGCCGUGAGUCAAGAAUUUACGCGCCCAACAUUGACGGAUCAAAAGAUUCUCCAGAUCAAGCAAGGUAGACAUCCACUGGUGGAACAGUUCAAAACGUAUCAUCCCAACGACACGGACUUUAGCGCUGCCAACGAACGCAUCGUAAACGUAUUCGCAAGCAGAGAAUCCACGGGAAAAACUCUCUACUUGAAGGAGAUCGCCCUAAUUGCUUAUCUAGCUCAUAUCGGGUCGUUUGUACCGGCACAAUCCGCAACAAUUGGGCUGCUGGACUCGAUUUAUUCGCGGCUCGAUUUUCCGGAAUCCAUCUUCAGCGGGAAAUCGUCCUUCAUGGGCGAGCUGUACCAGAUGUCGAACAUCCUGAUGAACACCACCUCGAAAUCGCUUGUACUCAUCGACGAGUUUGGCAAGGGCACAACCUAUACCGAGGGCAAGGCACUGCUCAUCUCCAGUGUAGAGCAUUUGCUGCAAAAGGGUUCGCAAGCUCCAAUCGUAACCGUCGCUACGCAAUUUACCGACAUCGAGCGGUUUCUAGGCGAAAAUCGUUACCUGCGAAUUUAUGCGACACAACCGGAGAGUUUCAGCGAAGACGAUACGAAGUCCAGUCGUAACUUGGAAGCUAGCAGGAGACAGGACACGUUCACCAAUGCCAUUCAGACAAUGACGCUGGCCCUGGUAAAGAAAUAUGUGGCCGAUGAGAGCAUCGAUCCCGUGACGCUCGUUAUGCUGUACAAAUCCACGCCUAUCACGCAAGCGGGGAUUUCGCGGUGAAGGUUAUGGGUACCACCGGACCGUUGUAAACUAUGAAGAAGCUCUAAUAAAUCAAAUUCGUGGCCCGGUGACCGACCGUCCAUCACUUAUUCACCUUCCAUUACUGACAGUUUGAUUGGUGCUAGAUUAUUAACGCCGCCGCCGCCGCCACCACUUCUUCGCUUGACCGUGAAAACAUUUAUCGGGUUCCAUGCGGUGCACGCUGCCUAUCUCGAAGGCGCGCAACACCUCGCGUACCUUUUCGUUCACCGCUGUCCACGCUGUCUAAGUAAACAAAAGGGUCUUCCAUCAUAUGUUACGUGUGUUUGUAUGUCCAGUCCUGCCACGGUCGGAAUAUCGGGC